GCGCCUCCCUCCUUCGUCCUCGGCCGGGCCGGCCGGGCUGCCGCGGCGCGCGUCGGGCCCGGCGUCACAGGCCAUGGGGGAAGGGGGCGCCGUGGGGCGCCGCCGGCCCUUCCCCGGGGCGCCGCGGCGGCGCUGGUGGCGGCGGCAGCAGCUGCGGCAGCGGCAUCGGCAGCGGUGGUGGCCGGGCCGCGGCGGCGAGGGCGCGGGGCGCGCCGCCAUGGGCCCGGCCGGGCUGCAGGAGAAUGUAUUUACCGGGCAAUCAAAGAUCUAUUCCUACAUGAGCCCCAACAAAUGCUCUGGAAUGCGUUCCCCCCUUCAGGAAGAGAACUCAGUUGCACAUCACGAAGUCAAAUGCCAGGGGAAGCCAUUAGCUGGGAUCUACAGGAAACGAGAAGAAAAAAGAAACCCUGGGAACACAAUACGUAGCACCGUGAAGGCCGAGGAGCAGAAGAGCAAAGACGCCAGGAGAGGUCCCCUGGUACCUUUUCCAAACCAAAAAUCUGAAGCAGCAGAACCUCCCAAAACUCCAAACUCGUCUUGUGAUUCUCCCAAUGCAGCCGUUGCCAAGCAAGCCCUGAAAAAGCCCGUCAGGGGCAAGCAGUCCCCUCAGAAAAAGGCUCAAGGAAAAACGCAACAGAACCGCAAACUCACAGACUUCUACCCUGUGCGCAGGAGCUCCAGGAAGAGCAAGGCUGAGCUGCAGUCUGAAGAAAGGAAGCGAAUAGACAAACUGAUUGAGAGCGGGAAGGAAGAAGGAAUGAAGAUCGACCUCAUCGAUGGCAAGGGCAGGGGCGUGAUUGCCACCAAGCAGUUCUCCCGGGGCGAGUUUGUGGUAGAAUACCACGGGGACCUCAUCGAGAUCACUGAUGCUAAGAAGCGGGAGGCUCUGUAUGCACAAGACCCCUCCACAGGCUGCUACAUGUACUAUUUUCAGUAUCUGAGCAAAACCUACUGCGUGGAUGCAACAAGAGAGACAGAUCGCCUGGGAAGACUGAUCAAUCACAGUAAAUGUGGGAACUGCCAAACGAAACUGCAUGACAUCAAUGGCGUGCCUCACCUCAUCCUCAUCGCGUCCCGCGACAUUGAGGCUGGGGAGGAGCUCCUGUAUGACUAUGGGGACCGCAGCAGGGCUUCCAUCGAAGCCUACCCCUGGCUGAAGCAUUAAUGCCCCACCCCUUUCCAUGGACAAAGUGCCCUCAAAGGGAAUUGAUUUUUUUUUACACACUUAAUCUUAGCAGAUUACUUCAGAUGUUUUUAAAAAGUAUAUUAAGAUGCCUUUUCACUGUAGUAUUUAAAUAUCUGUUACAGGUUUCCAAGGUGGACUUGAACAGAUGGCCUUAUAUUACCAAAACUUUUAUAUUCUAGUUGUUUUGUACCUUUUUGCAUACAACUCAAACGUUUGUGCUUCCCGUGCAUGCAGUCAAAGACUCAGCACAGGUUUUAGAGGAAAGAGUGAACAUGAACUAGGUUGGAGAACUGGGUGAUUUCUCCUGCCUCCAGCUGAAGAGCUGGGACUGUCUCCGCACACCUGGCACUGAGUGUGGGCCGGUGUGAGGACAGCGCUGCCUCCCAGGGCCUGUAUGGGAUGUUCCUAAGCUCUUGUUUCCUUGACAUCUCGACAGGCGCACCUUGAAGUGUAUGAAUAUUUUUUAAAAAGGUUUCGCAGUAAGCUAGUCUUCCCCUCUGCUUUCUUGAAAGCUUACUGACCCAGUGGCCUGUGAGCAUAGGCUGGGCCAAGAUGUACUCUUCCACAGGCUGCCGCUUUCUGGGCACCUCGAAGCAUCAGGGCGGGUAAUCAGAGUAGAUGUGGGCAGGGAAAGCAUCGCUUACCGAGCCUUGCCAGGGCAGGGCUUCCCGAGACUGGGUUAAUUCUUUAUAGAAAUGUGAACACUGAAUUUAUUUUAAGAAAAUAAAAAUCACAAAACAAAAAAGACAAAAAAAAGAAAAAACCACAGAAAACAACUUAACGUGUAUAUAGGUCUUGAAGUGAGUGAAGUGGCUACAUUUUUCUUUUUUCUUUCUUUUUUUGGUGGGGGGGUUGUUUUUGUAGAAGAGAUUUGAGAUGGUACUCUAUUCUAAUCAAAAAUAAAGUUUUGUAGUGGGACCAGAAAUUACUUACCUAAUUACCUAUCACCCUACCCCCACCCCAACCUGAACCGAUUCUGCUGGCUUGAAAGUUCCAGACCUGCUGUCAGGCUUUCUGUUUGUCAGACCACCUGGUGUCUUUCCCACAAAAAUGCAGCCAUAAUAGGCAUGUGAGCCUACAAGCCCUGAAACAAAGGGCCCCACCCCAUCUGCUGGUGUACAAGGUAGACAGGCCCAGCAGCCCAGGGAUGAGGCUAAAGUUCUUAACUCACAGCAGGAGUAGGUAGCUUCCUCCCACCAAAGGGGGACCCGUUCUCAUAACCUGUAGUCUGGGGGUGCCGUGGCUCUGGAGCCAUGACCUGGAGUCCCCCUGGUCCCAGGUAAAUGAAUAGAGACAGGUAUGAGACCCUGUCAACCUUGAUGCCCCUGAGCCCCGACCCCAGCCUUACAUGAUGGUGCUACCUAAGAAAGUCUUCCCACCCAACCCCCACCGGCCUGGUCAGUGGUCAGUGAAUUGGACGAGGAUCCGAUGGGAGUACGUAGAUGUGAGAUAAAAUGUCUUGGUUGUACCUGUUUGUGGUUUAGCUUUGUAUUUAAAAAAAAAAAUUGAAAAUUAUUUGUCAUCAUAAAAAUGAAACAAAAAUUAAAAUAUUUAUUGCCAGGCA
Molecule: messenger RNA, 2750 nt
Organism: Manis javanica (Malayan pangolin)
Lineage: Eukaryota; Metazoa; Chordata; Mammalia; Pholidota; Manidae
Gene: KMT5A
Product: lysine methyltransferase 5A
Biological process (GO): regulation of transcription by RNA polymerase II; regulation of DNA damage response, signal transduction by p53 class mediator
Cellular component (GO): polytene chromosome; nucleus
Molecular function (GO): protein binding; histone H4K20 methyltransferase activity; transcription regulator activity
Source: RefSeq, a predicted model, not a curated record